Molecule: messenger RNA, 2666 nt
Organism: Oreochromis aureus
Lineage: Eukaryota; Metazoa; Chordata; Actinopteri; Cichliformes; Cichlidae
Product: NLR family CARD domain-containing protein 3-like
Exons: 7
Coding region: 69-2666 (865 amino acids)
Molecular function (GO): protein binding
Source: RefSeq, a predicted model, not a curated record
GGCUCCAUUGCAGACCAGAUUUUUCUGGACCUGAACCCAGCCUUGUGUCCUUGAAGAGUGACUCAUCAAUGUAUAUCCCUGUAGGUUUUAAGGAAGCACACCAUUCAGUUGCAGAAAGACCAGAUUUUUCUGGACCUGAACCCAGCCUUGUGUCCUUGAACAGUGACUCGUCAAUGUAUAUCCCUGUAGGUUUUAAGGAAGCACACCAUUCGGUUGCAGAAAGAGUGGACCAGAAGAGCUCAGAGUUUCCCAGUGUUCAGUCUGCUCAACAAGAUCAAACACAUCAAGACUCCACAUUAAUGCUGUUGGAGAACACUAUGAUCACUUUUGUGAAUAAUGAGAUAAAUAAGAUCCAGAAGCUUCUAUAUCCAUGUAAACAAGAUUUCUUAGAAAGUGAGAAGGAGGAUAAGGAGUUGUUGGAGGGUGAGGAUGAAGCACAGAUGAAGGAAAACACAGAGGCUUUUCUAAAGAUCAUGCUGAAUCUACUGAGGAAAAAUAAGCAGGAGGAGUUGGCUGCGUAUCUACAGAGCAAAUUCCCAAUCAUUUGUCAACAAAACGUUAAAUCUGCUCUGAGGAGGAAGUUCCAGUGCGUGUUUGAGGGGAUCGCUAAAGCAGGAAAUCCAACCCUUCUGAAUCAGAUCUUCACAGAGCUCUAUAUCACAGAGGGAGGGACUGCAGAGGUCAAUGAUGAACAUGAGGUCAGACAGAUUGAAAAAGCAUCCAGGAAAUCAGAUGGGGAAGAUAAAACAAUUAGACGAGAAGAGAUCUUUAAAGUCUCACCUGGAAGACAAAAACCAAUCAGAACAGUGCUGACAAAGGGAGUGGCUGGCAUUGGGAAAACAAUGCUAAUGCAGAAGUUCAGUUUGGACUGGGCUGAAGACAAAGCCAACCAGGACAUCCACUUCAUAUUUCCAUUCACUUUCAGAGAGCUGAAUGUGCUAAAUAAGGAAAAGUUCAGUUUGGUGGAACUUGUUCAUCACUUCUUUCCUGAAACCAAAGAAGCAGGAAUCUCCAGCUUUGAAGACUUCCAGGUUGUGUUCAUCUUUGAUGGUCUGGAUGAGUGUCGACUUCCUCUGGACUUUCACAAAACUACAAUCCUAACUGACCCUCGAAAGUCCACCUCAGUGGAUGUGGUGCUGAUAAAUCUCAUCAGGGGGAACCUGCUUCCCUCUGCUCACCUCUGGAUAACCACACGACCUGCAGCAGCUAAUCAGAUCCCUCCUGCAUGCGUUGACAUGGUGACAGAGAUCAGAGGGUUCACUGACCGACAGAAGGAGGAGUACUUCAGAAAGAGAUUCCAGCAUAAGAAAAUAAGCAAAAUAAUCUCCCACAUCAAGACAUCACGAAGUCUCCACAUCAUGUGUCACAUCCCAGUCUUCUGCUGGAUCACUGCUACAGUUCUGGAGGAUGUGCUGAAAACCAAAGAGGUAGGAGAGCUGCCCAGUACUCUGACUGAGAUGUACAUCCACUUCCUGGUAGUUCAGGCCAAAGUGAGGAAGGUCAAGUAUGAUGGAGGAGCUGAGACAGAUCCAGCCUGGAGUUCAGAGAGCAGGAAAAUGGUUGAGUCUUUGGGAAAACUGGCUUUUGAUCAGCUGCAGAAAGGAAACCUGAUCUUCUAUGAAUCAGACCUGACAGAGUGUGGCAUCGAUAUCAGAGCAGCCUCAGUGUACUCAGGAGUGCUCACACAGAUCUUUAAAGAGGAGAGAGGACUGUACCAGGACAAGGUGUUCUGCUUUGUCCAUCUGAGUGCUCAGGAGUUUCUGGCUGCUCUUCAUGUCCAUCUGACAUUUAUUAACUCUGGAGUCAACUUGCUUAAGGAGAAACAAAAAACAUCUGAUCGGUCUGAAACAGAUAAAUACUUCUACCAGAGUGCUGUUGACAAGGCCUUACAGAGUCCAAAUGGACACUUGGACUUGUUCCUUCGUUUCCUCCUGGGUCUUUCACUUCAGGCCAGUCAGACUCUCUUACAUGGCCUGCUGACACAGACAGGAAGUAGCUCACAGACAAAUCAGGACACAGUUCAGUACAUCAAGAAGAAGCUCAGUGAGAAUCUGUCCGCAGAGAAAAGCAUCAAUCUGUUCCACUGUCUGAAUGAACUGAACGAUCAUUCUCUAGUGGAGGAGAUCCAAAAGUCCCUGAGAUCAGGAAGUCUUUCCACAGAUAAACUGUCUCCUGCUCAGUGGUCAGCUCUGGUCUUCAUCUUACUGUCAUCAGAAAAGGAUCUGGAUGUGUUUGACCUGAAGAAAUACUCUGCUUCAGAGGAGGCUCUUCUGACACUACUGCCAGUUGUCAAAGCCUCCAAAAAAGUCAUACUGAGUGGCUGUAACCUCUCAGAGAGAAGCUGUGAAGCUCUGGCCUCACUUCUCAGCUCCUCAUCCUCUAGUCUGAGAGACCUGGACCUGAGUAACAACAACCUGCAAGAUUCAGGACUGAAGCUUUUGUCUGCUGACCUCAACAGUCCACACUGCAAACUGGAAACUCUCAGUCUUUCAGGCUGUCUGAUCACAGAGACAGGCUGUGCUUCUAUAGCUUCAGCUCUGAGCUCCAACCCCUCACAUCUGAGAGAGCUGGACCUGAGCUACAAUCAUCCAGGGGACUCAGGAAUGAAGCUGCUAAAGGAGCCACACUUGAGACUGGACACUCUCAGGUAUAAAAAGAAUGUCUGA